Molecule: messenger RNA, 495 nt
Organism: Aspergillus alliaceus
Lineage: Eukaryota; Fungi; Ascomycota; Eurotiomycetes; Eurotiales; Aspergillaceae
Product: HPP family protein
Exons: 2
Coding region: 1-495 (164 amino acids)
Source: RefSeq, a predicted model, not a curated record
AUGCCUCUGCCCAAGUAUCAAACCUGGUUCUAUUCCUUCAUCGUCACCUACUGCGGCCUGUCUGUCUUGCAGGCCAUCCUCAAUUACUCUUCCUUCUUCCUCGGCUGCGGAGUACCUGGCAUCAAUGCCUCCUAUGGAGCUUCGGCCGUUUUGAUCUACGGCGCCAAUGAAUCUCCACUUGCUCAGCCCUAUGCCCUAAUCCUUUGCCACUUUCUGAGCGCAUUAAGCGGUGUAUGUAUCACCAAGUUGUUCAGCUUAAUGCCGAAUGAGGCGCAAUUCCACUCUCUGUGCUGGCUGGCCGCCUCGCUCUCAUCUGCUGUGACCAUCAUGCUUAUGCAGGUCACCGAAACCACCCAUCCCCGGCAGGUGCGACAGCUCUGCUCCCAGCCACGUGUGACGGACACCGUCUGGGAAAUGUCCUGGUAUUACCUGCCUAUCGUCGUGCUGUCUUCAACCUGGAUCUUAGCGGUGGCUCCCGUGGUCAAUUAUAUCUAA